GUUGCCUACCUAUUACUACAUUGACCAGAAUGGAUCUUCAGAAAAAAAUAUUCUGGAUUCCCUAUAUACUACAGUGGUGCCAUCUAUUGGCACUGUGCCUCGCCAAAGGUCCUCCCUUUAUUAACCAGACUGCUGUCUCUCAUAAACGUCUCAUUGCCUACAUUGGAAAGAACUUUAGAAUCCGCUGCCCCAUCACUGCCAUACCUCCACCCUACAUGCAGUGGAGUAAAGAUGGACACACUAUCAACAUUGCAUGGGAGAGGUUUCGAAUCCAGGAGAUGGGACUCCGCAUUAAAGAUGUUGAAAUUGAAGACAGUGGAUUGUACACAUGUAAAGCAACCAACGGUUUUGGCAGUGUUCAGCUCAACUUCACCCUUACAGUUAUACCUGAGAAGAAAGAAAGUAGCCAACAGAACAAUCUCUACCCUCACCAACUGGACCCUACAGGAGCAACUGAGCCCCGUUUCCUGCACCUGAGUAAGAUGAAAAAAAAGUCAAUCCCGCGCCCGGUUGGAAGUUCCAUAAGGUUCCGAUGUCGAGCAAGUGGUAACCCACGGCCGGAGAUACAAUGGCUGAAGGAUGGUCAGAUGUGGACAUCUGAUAACAUGGGCAACUAUCAGGACAGUAGACUCCGUUGGACGUUAAAGAUUGAUGAUUUACGACAAGAGGACAGUGGCCAGUACACUUGUGUGGUCACUAACAUCCAUGGUACCAUCAAUUAUACAUAUUCUCUGGAAGUUGUCGAAAAAGUUCAAAGAAAGCCGCAGCUGCUGCCGCCACACCCCCUCAACCAAACGGCUCAAAGGGGGGAGCAGGCGUCAUUCCAGUGUCAUGUCAAAAGUGAAGUCCAACCUCACAUAAAAUGGCUGAAAUGGGUCGAUGACCCCUCCACCCUUUCCAAUGUCAACCACACCAUUGAAGUGAAAGGCCGGAAAUUUGUUGUACUAAAAUCUGGUGAAAACUGGAAACGACCGGAUGGUUCUUACGUGAAUAAAUUGACACUAAAAAGGAUCACAUCAGAAGAUUCAGGAUUAUACAUAUGUUUAGGGGCCACAAGUCUCGGGAUCAGCAGCCGACAGGCUUUCCUGAAAGUGCAUCCAGAUCCAAAGCUUUAUCGACCAAACCAAAAAAUUCCUCCGUCCACCUCCGGAAUCCCUCUCCUCGCCAUCUGUAUUCCUGUUGUUAUGCUUGCCAUUAUUAUUGGAGCUGUAUUCCUUGGUAUCCGAUGCCAUGGUUGCUGUUCACAGACUUCACACAGCUCCAACCACCAACAUGUCCAGCACCUUCCUGUACCGACUAGCCACCAUGAGUACCCAGUCAACUACCCACAGAUGUCCGCCUACCACACCCCAAACAUCCAUGCUGGCUCCAGCAGUAUGUCCGGCAGCUCCAGCUGCCGCGUCGCAUCGUCCUCCAUUCCUCCACUCCGUCACUAAUGCCAACACAACUAGAGACAAACUCUUUUACAGUGGCUGAGUAGAGGCACGUAGAUAUGGCAGGGUGCCACCUGUGACACACAGACAAACUCUAUUCUUUAAGUAAAACUGCUGAAGACAACCAAAAAUAUGGGGGGAUGGGGGAACAGCUUUUCUGGAAUCUUCUCUUGCCAAACUCCUGACCUUGAGGAGGCACGCAACGAUGGCGUGAAGAAGGAACUGACCAAGGAAAAUUGAUUUCUUGAAUCUUUUAAGACACAAAAGAAAGAAAG
Molecule: messenger RNA, 1708 nt
Organism: Octopus sinensis (East Asian common octopus)
Lineage: Eukaryota; Metazoa; Mollusca; Cephalopoda; Octopoda; Octopodidae
Product: fibroblast growth factor receptor-like 1
Exons: 9
Coding region: 30-1436 (468 amino acids)
Cellular component (GO): plasma membrane
Molecular function (GO): fibroblast growth factor receptor activity; fibroblast growth factor binding
Source: RefSeq, a predicted model, not a curated record